Molecule: messenger RNA, 2510 nt
Organism: Sorghum bicolor (sorghum)
Lineage: Eukaryota; Viridiplantae; Streptophyta; Magnoliopsida; Poales; Poaceae
Product: cytochrome P450 94C1
Exons: 1
Coding region: 245-1852 (535 amino acids)
Molecular function (GO): heme binding; monooxygenase activity; oxidoreductase activity, acting on paired donors, with incorporation or reduction of molecular oxygen
Source: RefSeq, a predicted model, not a curated record
GUUCUGGCACGUACUAUAUUGUAUGAUGCAGUACACUCUCCUUGUAUAAUUUAACAGUUUUAUUUAAAAUGUCUGCUAUAUCGUGUAUAAAACGCUGUGUGCUCUGAGAUUGCCACAGCACAAAGCAAGCUCACUCAUCACAGACGUGAAGCACCUUAUAGAGGCUCUCAAAGGCACGCGCGCGGGCGAAAACGCGGAGCCAUCGAGGAGAAGCCCAAUUAAGGGACGGAGGCUGUUCUUCAUCAUGGUCGCAUAUGCAUAUGCAACCACGUUGUACGUGGCAGCUCAAGCAGCCCGCCUGCCGAGCUCCUUGCAGCCGCAGGCGGUGGCCGCCGUCUUCUUCACGUCGGCCGCGUGCACCGUCGCCCUAGCCGUCCUCCUGGCCUUGCUGCGGCUCCGCCCGCCGUGGUGGUGCGCGUGCGCGGUGUGCGAGGCGUACGUGACGGCGUCGUGGGCAGCCGAGUUCGACAACCUCUGCGACUGGUACGCUCACCUGCUGCGCCGCGCGCCCGGGCGGACCGUGCACGUGCACGUGCUCGGAAACGUGCUCACCGCCAACCCGCCCACCGUCGACCACAUGCUGCGCGGCCGCUUCGACAACUACCCCAAGGGCGCCCCCUUCUCGGCCAUCCUCGCCGACUUCCUCGGCCGCGGGAUAUUCAACGUCGACGGCGACUCCUGGCUCUUCCAGCGCAAGCUCGCCGCCGCCGAGCUCGCGUCCCCAGCGCUGCGCUGCUUCGCGGCCGGCGUCGUGGCCUCCGAGCUCCGGUGCCGACUCAUUCCUCUGCUCUACUCUGCAGCCGGCGACGGAGACAGCAGCGGCGACAGGCUGCUGGACCUCCAGGACGUGUUCCGCCGCUUCGCCUUCGACUGCAUAUGCAGGAUCUCGUUCGGCCUCGAUCCCGGCUGCCUGGAGCUCUCGCUGCCCAUGUCGGCGUUCGCCGACGCGUUCGACACGGCGUCGAUGCUCUCCGCACGACGCGCGACGGCGCCCAUGCACGUGCUCUGGAAGCUGAAGCGGCUACUCAACGUCGGGGAGGAGCGGGAGCUCCGCGACGCCAUCCGCCUCGUCGACACGCUCGCCGCUGAGGUCAUCCGGCAGCGCCGGAAGCUCGGCACCGCCGCCUCGGGCGACGACCUCCUGUCGCGCUUCAUGGGCUCCAUCAACGACGACAAGUACCUCCGGGACAUCGUCGUGAGCUUCAUGCUGGCCGGCCGCGACACCGUCGCCUCGGCUCUCACCGCCUUCUUCUUGCUGCUCUCCGACCACCCCGACGUGGCCACCGCGAUCCGGGACGAAGUCUCGCGCGUCGCCGGAGACGACGACAGAGACGGCCACGCCGCCGCCAGCUCGGAGAAGCUCAAGGACAUGCACUACGUGCACGCGGCGCUGCACGAGUGCAUGCGGCUGUUCCCGCCGGUGCAGUUCGACUCCAAGUUCGCGGCCGGCGACGACAUGCUCCCUGACGGCACGUUCGUCGCCAGGGGCACCCGGGUGACCUACCACGCCUACGCCAUGGGCCGCAUGGAGUCCGUGUGGGGCCCCGACUGCGCCGAGUUCCGGCCGGACCGCUGGCUCCACGACGGCCGGUUCGUGCCGGAGAGCCCCUACCGGUACCCAGUGUUCCAGGGCGGCGUGCGCGUCUGCAUCGGCAGGGAGCUCGCCAUCAUGGAGAUGAAGUCCGUCAUCGUCUCCGUCGUGCAGAGCUUCGACAUAGAGGCGGUCGGCCGGAGCUCCCACCGGCCAAAGUUCGCGCCAGGCCUUACCGCCACAUUCGCCGGGGGCGUGCCUGUCAGAGUGCGGCGGCGAGCGAGAGCUCGUGUCAGCGAGCUCCGACGACCACCAAGAUAACGUCACCACGGCACCAUGCACGCACGAUUUGUUCGUCGUGUUCUUCCCCUUCGUGACUUGUAUUCGCGAAUCGCGACGACGACACAGUUUGGUUCUUGGCCUCCACUGGAGUCUGAAGAUUCCUCCGAUAAGGGUCAUCUGGUCAUGGCACAGGCGGAGGAAGGGAUUAGUCGUCUAAUCCGAUGCCCGACGGACGGCACUAGUUCUGGCACAUGCAUAAAAAGGGGGCGGCGUAAAGUCGCCUCUGCAUGUCAGCAUGUGUGCUAUUCUUUCCAACUUUCAAAGCAGAAUUGUCGAAAAGAAAAUUUUGCAGAUUCAAAGUUGCAGAAUGCAUGCACAUCUAGAUGUUGUAGCUUCCUAGGGAACUUGAAUUAUUGCAAGGUGGUCGGGCAGCGAAUUAGAAAAAUGCAUGCAGUUGAUAUAUUCUUUAUUCCAGCUCAGCUCGUUGGAUAGAUUUUUACGGUGGAAACCUAUCCACACCAUGUUCCAGUUUUUGACUCAGUGUAGCUACCCGUCCAAUAUUAUGGGUUUGUUGUCCUGUCUUCGAGAGGUGUUCAUAGUGUCCAGGGUGUGUUCAAAGUGGUGAAAAUGUGGUGUAAGCAUGCAAUUUGUAAUGUGUUUCGGACAAAAUAAAAAAAAAUUAACUAAGUUUGAUUUA